Messenger RNA from Rubroshorea leprosula, 3446 nucleotides. The record is from the annotation of a GenBank genome assembly. Lineage: Eukaryota; Viridiplantae; Streptophyta; Magnoliopsida; Malvales; Dipterocarpaceae.
AAAAAAGGUGUAUGUAUUGGAUUCUCUCCGAUGAAAAGGAAAAAAGGAGGACACAAAAAGAUGAGAGCUUUAUUUUUAUUCUAUAUAUAAUGGCCAACACCAUCCUAAGAAACUAAGUCUCCUAUUGUCCCCACUAUAUGCCCCCACUAUUUGGCCCCCAAAGCAUCCCAAUAAUGUAUCCUCCUAUAUCAUACUAAUCACUAUACGUCAUUCUCUAUUCCUUUCUCCAUUCCCCAUGCAUUCAUUCACCCUGAAAUACAGACCCACAGGCAUAUAUGCAGAUUGAAGCUUGUAGCUGACACAAUUUUCUUUCUGGGGGUUUUAUAGUAGCCCUUUCUUUCUUCUCUUCUUCACCAAGUUCCAAUGAAGGUUUUCCAAUGGCUAUGCUUCAAUCUCCUCCUAUCUUCUUCUUUGUUAGUUGUAGUAAUGGGAGGGGUUGAUCCUUAUUCUGAGGCUCUUUUGAGCUUGAAAUCUGAAAUUAUUGAUGAAUACAGCAGUUUGGAAGAUUGGUUUGUGCCUUCUGGAGGGAAACCAUCUGGGGAAGUCUAUUCAUGUUCUUGGUCUGGAGUCAAAUGCAACAAGAAUUCCACCAUUGUUAUUGGCUUGAAUCUGUCUCUGAUGAAUCUUGGUGGGGUGUUAUCAGGGAGGCAAUUCAGUGUUUUUCCAGAGCUUUCUGAUCUCAACAUCAGUUACAACUCAUUCUCUGGCCAACUCCCUGUGGGAAUCUUCGAUCUUACCAGUUUAAGGAGCUUGGAUAUCAGCAGAAACAACUUUUCCGGCUCCUUCCCCGGUGGAGUUUCCGGCCUUCCAAACCUGGUUGUUCUUGAUGCAUUUAGCAACAGCUUUUCAGGACCUUUGCCUGUUGAAAUUUCCAAGCUUGAACACCUCAAGGUUCUGAAUUUAGCAGGGAGUUACUUCGAUGGACCCAUCCCAUCAGAGUAUGGCUCUUUCAAGAGCCUUGAGUUUCUUCACCUGGCUGGAAAUUUCCUCACCGGAGAAAUUCCACCUGAAUUGGGGAAGCUGAAAACAGUGACCCACAUGGAGAUUGGCUACAACUCUUACGAAGGAAGCAUCCCAUGGCAGCUGGGCAACAUGAGUGAGCUUCAGUAUCUUGACAUUGCUGGCGCAAAUCUCUCUGGUUCAAUACCAAAGGAGCUCUCAAAUCUCACCAAGCUUCAGUCCCUUUUUCUAUUCAGAAACCGGAUCACCGGGUUGCUUCCAUGGGAGUUCAACAAGAUCAUUCCUUUGACCAAUUUGGAUCUCUCAGAUAACCAGAUUACUGGACCAAUACCGGAGAGCUUUGCAGAGUUGAAGAAUCUCAGGCUGCUCAGUCUGUUCUUCAAUGAAAUGAAUGGUACUGUUCCUGAACGGAUCGCAGUACUUCCAUCCCUCGAUACUCUGUUUUUAUGGAACAAUUUCUUCUCUGGUUCACUUCCACAGACCUUGGGCAGGAACUCAAAGCUUAGGUGGCUGGAUGUUUCCACAAACAGUUUCAGCGGCAGCAUUCCACCUGACAUCUGUACCGGCGGCGUUCUAUUCAAGUUGAUUCUUUUUUCAAACCAUUUCUCAGGCAGUCUUUCACCUUCUUUAUCCAACUGCUCUUCCCUUGUUCGCCUCCGGCUUGAGGAUAAUUCGUUCUCAGGUGAAAUUCCCUUAAAGUUCAGUCAUUUUCCAGAAAUAACAUAUGUAGAUUUAUCCAGAAACAAGUUUUCCGGUGGGAUUCCCAUAGAUAUGUCCCAAGCUUCAAAGCUUCAGUACUUCAAUAUCUCCAACAACCCAGAAUUGGGUGGCAUGAUCCCUGCACAAACAUGGUCUUCCCCACUUCUUCAGAACUUAUCUGCAUCAUCCUGCAACAUCUCCGGCGACAUUCCUCCUUUCCAAUCCUGCAAAUCGUUCACUGUUAUUGAACUCCACACAAACUAUCUCUCAGGAACUAUCCCGAAAAGCAUUUCCAAUUGCCAAGCUCUUCAGUCAGUCAUUUUAUCGAACAAUGAUUUAGCAGGUCAGAUACCAGAAGAGCUUGCUUCUCUUUCUGAUCUAGCUGUUCUUGAUUUAUCCCAUAACAACCUCACCGGUCCGAUUCCGGCAAAGUUUGGCAAGUCUUCAAGCCUAGUUCUUCUGAAUGUAUCAUUCAACGACCUCUCCGGUUCUAUUCCAUCGGAAAAGGCGCUGCGGUCAAUGGAUAGAAGUUCGUACACCGGAAAUUCAAACCUCUGUGGAGCACCUCUGAAACCAUGUUCAAUGGCUAUCCUGGGAAACAAGAGCACCGGGAAACUCAUAUUGGUUCUCCUCCUCUGUGCGGCGGUGGCAGUUCUCAUAUCUGCAUCAGUUCUGUGGAUAAUACAUCUCGGGAAAAGAACCAACCGACAAUGGAAAAUGGUCUCCUUCACCGGACUCCCCCAGUUCACAGCAAACGACGUCUUGAGGAGCUUCGAUUCCAAUGAAGCACCAUGGCCGCCACCGCCACCCGCAUCCGCGGUGUUACCCACCGGAAUAACCGUCCUGGUGAAAAAAAUCGAGUGGGAUCCAAAGAAGAUGAAGAUUGUAUCAGAAUUCAUAACAAGAUUGGGAGAUGCAAGGCAUGGAAACUUGAUCAGGGUACUGGGGUUUUGCCACAACAGUCAUACAGCUUACAUUUUCUAUGAUUACUUACCCAAUGGGAAUUUGGGCGAGAAAAUUUCAGCCCAAAGAGAUUGGGCAGCAAAAUACCGAAUUAUAUUGGGAAUUGCAAAAGGUCUGUGCUUUCUUCACCAUGAUUGCUUUCCCACAAUUCCCCAUGGAGAUUUGAGGUCAAGUAACAUUGUCUUUGAUGAUAACAUGGAACCUCAUCUUGCUGAAUUUGGGUUCAAACAUCUGACACAGUUGACAAAAGAUUCAGUUCCUUCAACAAGAUUCAGGAAAGAAACAGAUCAAUUCAAUGAUGUUAUCAAAGAGGAGGUAUACAUGGAUAUCUACAGCUUUGGAGAGAUCAUCCUGGAAAUAUUAAGUAAUGGAAGGUUGACAAAUGCUGGAGUCGGCAUACAAAGUAAGCCGAGAGAUGUUCUUGUGAGGGAAAUAUAUAAAGACAAUGAAGCCGCUUCUAGCAAUGUUGCAGUGCAAGAGGAGAUUAAGGUGGUUCUUGAAGUUGCUCUGCUCUGCACUAGGAGUAGGCCUUCGGAUCGGCCAUCCAUGGAAGAUGCAUUAAAGCUUCUAUCUAGAUUCAAGCCACAAAGCAAGAAACUGAAGCCAGAGAGUUGAAACAAUAUUAGCUUUACAAAUAGAGAGGAUAUGGAUACAUACAUAUAUAAAACAUGCUAUUAGUUUGAUCUAAGUUUUUGCGAUAAAUUUGCUUGUAAGUUUGUUUAUGUCAUGAGUGUUAUAUUAGUUUUUGCUGUAACAUGAAAGUUGUGUAAAUCUGUGAGUUCUUAAAACUUAUAACAUUCUUCUGAUAAAGGAAAUUUGUCUUC